GUCUAUUACCACCUCAUUCAGCGUCGCUUUCGUCGGGCAUUGAUGCCUCUCCCCUUCUUUUGAUACCACUCUCUACUCCACUUCUCAAUUGAUAUCCCUCCCUCUAAUUCCCGUCAUGUUCCGCUCCGCAGCUCGGGUCGUCCUCCGCGCGCCCGCUGUCCCAGUCCGUGGCCCGGCCAGCAGACGAUUGAUAAGCACUUCUCCCGUUGACAAGAAGUCGAGAAGCUGGAAGGGAGGCAUCGUGCGUCUGGGUCUGGCUGCUGGCGCAAUCUACUACUACAACACCAGCCCUGUUUUCGCGCAAGACCCGAAAUUCUCCUUCCGCUCCCAACCGCAGCCUGAUGCUGUCGCCGAAGAAUCUCUCCCGACCCUCGACUCCGUGAAGCCUAAGAUCCGUGAGCAGAAGGCUCCCACUGCCACUCCCACCCCCAACCCCACCCCCAGUAUCACGCCUGCUGCGCCUCAGCCACCUUCCGAACCCACUCAGAUCGACCCUGCGGAACUUGAGGAACAAGCCGGCCACGAAGCUGCUUUCAAUGAGGAGACUGGCGAGAUCAACUGGGACUGCCCUUGCCUCGGCGGCAUGGCCCACGGACCUUGCGGAGAGGACUUCAAGGCCGCUUUUAGCUGCUUUGUCUUCUCCACUGAGGAGCCUAAGGGCAUUGACUGCAUUGACAAGUUCCAGGCUAUGCAAAACUGCUUCAGACAAUAUCCUGAGGUCUACGGUGCCGAGCUGGAAGACGACGAGGCCCCCGCUGAGGGUCAGGUUGCCCCCGCCGCUCCUGGCGAUGAGCAGCCCGUGAGCGCUGCUCAGAUUGAUGCUUCCUCCACCCCCGAUGAGAAGCACGCCCGCGCACACAAGGUCAACGCUGAGACCAAGUCGCAGCUUGCGGAGAAGGGUGAGCUCCCCGAGAGCAACGAGCUGAUUCCCAAGUCGUGGCACGACACGGAGGCCAAGAACGAGGCCCCCGAGCAGACCAAGAACUAAGCAGCUGUGUCAACGAGUCUGUUAUCAUACGAGAUCACGAACUGAAGUUGUAGGAGUGACAAAGGCUGGGUGUGGAUUGAACCGAAACCACGGAGGAGAUUCAUGCGGUAAGCGGGAUCGCGCCGUGUGUAUCAGUAUAUGAAUGAGUUUCUAUAUCUUAUACCCCCACCCUCGCCUCGUUGUUUCUCGUCCUCUUCUUGCGUGCGUCGGCCUUGUCAGCCAGCCACUCAAGCCAAUCCGUGUAUUCGUGGUUGCUGUUGGGAAUGGACGUUGCAAUUUCUUUGGUCAUUGGUCUUUAUGAACCCGCAUCACGGACCAUCUCCUUCUCUCCCUAUAUCUCCUAUUUACUGUUCAGUUCCUGUAUCUAAAAUCACUGUACUUGUAUGUUUUCUUGUGUUAUGGUCAUUUAGCAAGUCCGGAAGAGAGAGACGACAUGGAAUAGAGAUAGAUCAGUG
This is a messenger RNA of Aspergillus aculeatinus CBS 121060, 1443 nucleotides long. Its product is annotated as coiled-coil-helix-coiled-coil-helix domain-containing protein. The record is from RefSeq and is a predicted model, not a curated record. The coding region runs from base 116 to 988 and encodes 290 amino acids. Lineage: Eukaryota; Fungi; Ascomycota; Eurotiomycetes; Eurotiales; Aspergillaceae. Gene Ontology annotation, molecular function: protein-disulfide reductase activity. Gene Ontology annotation, biological process: protein import into mitochondrial intermembrane space. The transcript is spliced from 3 exons. Gene Ontology annotation, cellular component: mitochondrial intermembrane space.